Dioscorea cayenensis subsp. rotundata (Guinea yam) is the source of this 630-nucleotide messenger RNA. RefSeq lists its product as uncharacterized. The coding region runs from base 117 to 350 and encodes 77 amino acids. The record is from RefSeq and is a predicted model, not a curated record. NCBI's taxonomy places the organism in Eukaryota, Viridiplantae, Streptophyta, Magnoliopsida, Dioscoreales, Dioscoreaceae. The transcript has 3 exons.
CUCAUUUCCUCUACUGCUGCUGCUCCAUUCGAAGUUCGCUCAGGCAUCCGCUCCAAGGCAUUGUGCGACCUUCGUUUCCUUGCAUAAGAUAGAGAAUUGAGAAAUAGUUCUGAAUAAUGCCCUUCUCUUUUCUCCGUCUUCCAUCACCGACACACUUGUCCCGCAUGUUUAGACAGCUUGAGCAAGAUGUAGAAACUGUAAUUAAUGUGCUGCAGCCUGGCCCUUUGGGCAUCGUGGAGCACAAGUACUCAGCUACGGAGGUGCAGGCAGCAAAGGACACUGUCCACAGAGCAGUUGAGACUUGGCGUAAAAAUGCUGCCCUUGAAAGAAGUCUCCAGGUUCACAAGUAAAAUAAAAUUGUCAGUGAUUGCUGUGAGUUACCUGCUUCUAUGUUCCAUCCAUAAUUGAUUUUACUGAUCUGUUAUCUUCAUGAGAUAAUGCCCCUUGGUUUAUUAAUGUAUGAAAAUCUCUAUUUGUAUUGCUUUCUAUGGAACAUUUUAGGGAAGCAAAUGGUUUUUGGUGGUUUAUGAUGAAUUCCUUUUAGAAUUCACUAACAAUUUGUUCAGGCUCUUUACAUAUGUAUAUGAUAAUAUAUAGUUCUUAUUGCGCAUCUUUGUUUUAUAUUUUUCA